Molecule: messenger RNA, 4210 nt
Organism: Egretta garzetta (little egret)
Lineage: Eukaryota; Metazoa; Chordata; Aves; Pelecaniformes; Ardeidae
Gene: ESRRB
Product: estrogen related receptor beta
Exons: 7
Coding region: 52-1368 (438 amino acids)
Biological process (GO): regulation of DNA-templated transcription
Cellular component (GO): nucleus
Molecular function (GO): DNA-binding transcription factor activity; zinc ion binding; sequence-specific DNA binding
Source: RefSeq, a predicted model, not a curated record
GGGCAAGGGAAAUUCUACUCCAGCCUCGAGCUUCAUCUCUCAGCCCGCAGCAUGCUGCUCGGCAGAAUGGCCACGGAGGAGCGGCACCUCUCCUCCAGCUGUGGGUCCUUCAUCAAGACCGAGCCCUCCAGCCCAUCUUCUGGCAUCGACGCCAUCAGCCACCACAGCCCAAGCGGCUCCUCCGAUGCUAGCGGUGGCUACGGCAUUGCCAUGGGUGGCCACCCCAAUGGCCUAGACUCACCACCCAUGUUCAAUGGCACAGGGAUUGGCAGUGGGUCCUGCCGUAAGCGUUACGACGACUGCGCCAGUGCCAUCAUGGAGGACUCACCCACCAAGUGCGAGUACAUGCUCAAUGCAAUCCCCAAGCGGCUGUGCCUGGUGUGCGGGGACAUUGCUUCUGGGUACCACUACGGCGUGGCUUCCUGUGAGGCGUGCAAAGCCUUCUUCAAGAGGACUAUUCAAGGGAAUAUUGAAUACAGCUGCCCGGCCACCAAUGAAUGUGAGAUCACGAAACGGAGGCGCAAGUCCUGUCAGGCCUGUCGCUUCAUGAAAUGCCUCAAAGUGGGGAUGCUAAAAGAAGGUGUUCGUCUGGAUCGAGUCCGUGGAGGCCGUCAGAAAUACAAGAGGAGACUGGAUUCUGAGAGUAGCACUUACCUGAGCCUACAGAUCCCUCCCCCAGCUAAAAAGCCACUGACUAAGAUCGUCUCCCACUUGCUGGUGGCUGAGCCAGAGAAGAUUUAUGCCAUGCCUGAUCCAACCAUGCCAGAGAGUGACAUCAAAGCCCUGACAACCCUCUGUGACCUGGCAGACAGGGAACUGGUGGUGAUCAUUGGCUGGGCAAAGCACAUCCCAGGGUUCUCCAACCUCUCACUUGGGGACCAGAUGAGCCUCCUGCAGAGCGCCUGGAUGGAAAUCCUCAUCCUGGGCAUUGUGUACCGCUCCCUGCCAUAUGAGGACAAGCUUGUCUAUGCUGAGGACUACAUCAUGGAUGAAGAGCACUCUCGUCUGACGGGGCUGCUGGAGCUCUACCUGGCCAUCCUACAACUGGUGCGCCGCUACAAGAAGCUCAAGGUGGAAAAGGAGGAGUUUGUCACGCUCAAAGCUCUGGCCCUUGCCAACUCAGACUCCAUGCACAUAGAGGACAUGGAUGCAGUGCAGAAACUCCAGGACCUUCUCCAUGAAGCCCUGCAGGACUACGAGCUGAGUCAGCGCAACGAGGAGCCCCGGCGAGCAGGCAAGCUGCUCCUGACCUUGCCCCUCCUGCGGCAGACAGCCGCCAAAGCUGUGCAGCACUUCUACAGCAUCAAACUGCAGGGCAAGGUUCCCAUGCAUAAACUCUUCCUAGAAAUGCUAGAGGCAAAGGUCUGACAGCCCCAGCGCCAGCCGACAGUGGCCGGGGAACAAACUAGAAACAAAGAUGCAGGCAACGGAGCAAUCCAAACAGCAGCAGCAGCCACCGCCGGCUUUUAUCUCCAAUCAUUUAUUAUGGAAGAAUUAUUUAAUGUCUAUCUGCCGGCGUGACUGCAGAAUCUCGUGUACAGGAGGGGGGAAACUCUUUUAAUCAGUCACCUGUUUCUCUUUUUUUUGUUUGUUUUUCUCUGUGGGAAAUACCAGAAUAUGCUCUUGCACUUGUUGAGGCGGUCAUCAGGGCCCAGCCCCUCUGAGCAGUGAUGCUCUCAGCGCUGUCCAAGCCGCCUGCUCCCCAGCUUCCUCCGCCAGCGCUGGAGGGGGAGUGGGGACAGAAGCAGGAAGAGAGAAAGAAUAGAGUCAAUGUAAACUUCAUCUGCUGGUGUUGUGAGGGGUCAGAUAAAAAGGGAAGCAGCCAGGGUCCUUCUUUUUGUCACCUUUCCAGCUCUAACCAUAGAGCAGAUGCUCCUUUGGAGAACAGUGCUGCUGGACCUCUCCUGGUCAAAACGGCUGCCUCUCAGGCUCCUCUAGCGACAGCUAACACUUGUACAUACAGGCCCCACUUCUUACCGGGAAAGAUGCUCCUAACUGUGUAAGAUAUUCUGCGACCUUGUACAGUGUGUCAUUACGCCUGGCUAGUCCCUCCCGUGUACAAUCCCCGCAGGCCCCUGAAGAGGUAGGAUGUAUGACCCUGAGAGAAUGCAAGUCGUCUUUCCCAGAUGGCAAGGAAAAGAGAAAAGAGCCCAAUGUUAUGUUUCAGUGCUGGGUUGACUGACUUGAUAAUCUCUGCAUCCUCUCCUCUGUGGUGCUAACUACAAUUUUUCCACACUUUUCACCCUGUAGUGUAUCAAACCUGCCUCUUCAGCUCAGCCGAGUGCCAUUCCCCACUUGUUCCUUGUGGCAGAGAACACAAGGCUUUGUCUGCAUGGUUACUGCCCAACUAUAAAUACACCCCAAACCCGGGCUUUCCUAGACUUCAUUAAAGUGAUAGCUCUUUGCCUCCACAAGAGACUUAGGCUUAUUGCCAAAUGCUAGUUAGGAAUCAAGGGCACUGCUUUUCAGAGGAGGCAGCUCUUGAGCCUGAGAGAUUGCUUUUUGUGGCAGCCUAGGGAAAUAAAUUAGAGGGUGGCAUGAAACCCCCCAUAUCUCAACUACUGUCUUCCCCUGCCUCAUCCCAUUAUCCUCAACAGCAGCAAAAGAGCUAGCAUAUGUUAUACCUGGGCCUGGUAAGAGGUUCCCUCGCUGAUGGGAAAGCAAAUACCUGACCCUGAGGUGGUGGGAGAAGUGGGGGAAUGAUUAUUUAUUUACUCCUCUCAUGUAACCAGGUUCCUGCUGUCUCCAAGCCCUGGUUUAGAUCUGCUGCCUAAGCCACAACUGCUGCAUUCCCAGUAGCCAGAGGGGAAUGUGGGUGACUGACAAAACUGGCUGUUGGGAUUCCCUGAGAUUUUAUGUUCCAAGUCACUUAGUUUUGAGCCAGCCUGAGCUGAUGAAACCUGAAUGUAUUGUCCAUUUUGUGGUCAGCGGCAUGGCAGUAGAGGUGAGGAAAAGCUCCUGAUCUACAGUUGAGACACCACUAGCUGUGCUCUGCCUCUGUUCCUGUCAAGCUUCCAUCCCUUCCUGGCUAGCCCAACAGAAAGGUGUUGUGGCAGAGGAGUAACUUGCCUGCAGCAGGAAGCCUGCCAAAUUGGGUUGAGGUAUGUGACCAGGGAGACACUGGGUGCUUGUUUGCUGCUGGAGCAGGAUGUGUCCCAGCAGAGCUGUCCAUGCUGCAGAACAUGACCCAGGCAAGCUCAGGGGCUGAGGGUGCUAGCUCACACUGACCCCUCAGCUCUUGUAGCCAGCCUGCUCCCAGUACUUGAGUUAGUUCAGUUCCAUCUCCUUUGAGUUUUCCCUCCACUACCCAGCCGUAGCUACUCUCACCCAUUUUGUACCCACUUCAUAAGGGAAUUCAGUCUUGCUUUCAGGCAUGUUAGUAAACCAACAGAGACCUAAGGGGCAGAAGGCCCAUGGGAGCUGGGACUGCUUCCAUGCUUGCAGCGGUAGCGAUUACACAGUGGCCUUGUGCUUUGAACAGAUAUUUGUGCUUCUCUCCCCAGCUGCCUCUGGGAGGGAACAUGAGAAGCUUUUGGUUGCACUCAUGAUCCCUGUACCCAUCUGUGACUAAGAGGGACCAAACUGAAAUGCAUGGUGCCACUAUAGAGCCAGCUUGCCAUGUGCUGCACCCUGGCAACUCUUUCUGGCUGUGGCAUAAAUGCUUACACAAAUGUGCUGGGUUGUGCUAUCGCCUGUAAGUUUGACUCACUUGAUCACCGUUGCUUUCCUGCCGAGUCCCACCCAGCUCAGCAGCAGCACAUUGCGUCCUGAUCUGCUGUGCACAGGCAGCCGUCCCAAAAGGCGCUGAAAAGAUCCUACGAAGCGAUUCUUACUCUGUUGGGCCCUGACUGGAAAGGUCACUUACAAAAGGGGGGGGAAAAAAAAGGCUUUCCAGAAGAGGGUGGGAGAACUCUACAAAACAUGAUUAUGGAGAGCUGCUGAGUUAGCUUCUAGCCCACAGAGGCUGCUGGCUAUUUAGAGUAGGGCUAUGGCAUGGAGGCAACUCCUGCCCUGGCAGAAGAAUAUAAAGAUACCAAAUGCAUUUUUUACCCAGGACCUUCUUUCUCCAUUACAGCUGCAUAACUUCAGAGCCCAUCUGGAUAUCCCCCACUGCUUGAAGAUAAUAUGCCUGGAAAUGUUUGCAUUGCUUCUGAAAUAGGAUGGGAACUGAACCAGACAGUAAUUAGCAUAUAUUAAUCUCUUUAAGCAA